GUUCCUUACAACAUAUCUGGUGAGUGGCUUCAUAGUUCAGGGGACAAUUAUGAUGAGCAUGGCUCAGCAGAGUGUUUAGAUCCCUCUGGCUUUACAUGUACAUUUAUUGGAUUGGAGGAUAAUGAAGUGGAGACUUCAAAGCAGCUUGGUAACAGUCCUAAUGAGUUUGGGACCUCAGAAGAUGCAGAAGAUGAAUAUAUGCCUGCCGUUAAACUUCCAUCAUCAAAUAGUGAUAUAUAUGUAGAAAAAGAAUUUGAGAGAUUUGAUAGUAUAAAAGGAGAGUCUACUUCAGAUGUCAUAAAUGGUCAUGAAAAAGAGCAAAAUUCUUCAGUUCUUGGUGAACCAAUGAAAUCAACAAAAAUUAAAUUAGUUUCUACGGGUACCACAGAUUCUAAUUCUAAACAUCACAAUCAUACAGAUACCAUUUCAACCAUUCCUAAUUAUAAACACACAACUUUAACACCAGCAAAUUAUCAAGAAUCUACUUUACCUUUUCACAACUACUUAAAUUCUACAUCACCAUUUCAAAAUUAUCUACACUCAAUAUUAACCACUCACACCCCUUUAGAUUCAACCACAUCCACUCAGAAUGCCUUUGAUUCUAGAUCAGGUUCUAGAGAUAAUCUUGACUCAAAUUCAGAUUCUGAAGAUGAUCCUGACUCUAGUUCAUCCUCUGUAGAUGAUCUUGAAUCUGGUUCAACAUCUGGAGAUAAUCUUGAUUCUGGUUCAACAUCUGGAGAUAAUCUUGAGUCUGGUUCAACCUCUGCAAAUUCUAUUCAAUCCAUCUCAGUUUCCAAAGAUCAUCUUCACUCUAGCUCAGUAAAUAAAGACUACUCUGGCUUAUCUUCAGCUCCCGGAUUUCACACUCAAUCCAGUUCCGUCUCAUACCUUGCUUCCAGUUCAAUGUCUUUAAAUUAUCCAGAAACCAAAAUACCUUCAAUAUCAACUUCUCAAUCAACAAAAUCUCCCACAACACGUAAAUUCUUUUCUCUUACAACUCCACAUCCUGCAUCUGUUAUAAACAGGGAAGUCACAUCCAGAAUUUCUGAAAAAGAUUUCGACCCUAGUUCUUCCUCUGGGAAUGAUCUAGAAUUAAGCUCUGACACUGAAGAGGACCAGGAAUCUAGCUCUGAUUCAAGGGAUGACCUGGAAUCUAGCACUGAUUCAGAGGAUAACCUGGAAUCAAGUACUGAGUCUGAGGAUGACUUGAAGUCUGGUUCUGGUUCCAGAGAAGAGCUGAAACCAAGUUCUGACACUGAACCUAAUUUAAGAUCAAAAUUUCCUACUAAAGUUACCACUUCCUCAGAAAGAGCCACAGAAUCCCAUGUUAGAUCAUCAAUGAUUCAUCUUCAUUCUGGUUAUAUUUCACGGCAUAAGUCUGGUUCUAGUUCUAGUUAUGGAAAUCUUCAUGAAAGCAAAAUACCUUCAAUAUCAAAUUCUCAUUCUAUAAAAUCUUCUGCAACAUAUAAAUUCCUUUCUGUUACAAUUCCACACCCUACAUCUGUUAUAAACAGUGACAUCACAUCAACAAUACCACCUAAAAUACCCAAACCUACCCCAGUUUCAAAUAGUUACCACAUUGCUAGUUCUAGAUUACAGCAAUCAAUUAAUAGUGCUACUCAUUAUUCUUCAGUCAUUCGUAAUUAUAUUAACACACCGAGUGUUUAUAUCAACAGUAAAUCUGUUUCUGUUGAAACAACUAGUUCACCAUCACAUUUGGAAUUUGAUGAUAUAGAAGAAUCUAGCUCUAGCACUGAAGAUGAUACAGAGUCUAGCUCUCCCUCUGGGAACGAUCUAGAAUCAAGCUCUGGCACUGAAGAGGACCAGGAAUCUAGCUCUGAUUCAAGGGAUGACCUGGAAUCUAGCACUGAUUCAGAGGAUGACCUGGAAUCAAGUACUGAGUCUGAGGAUGACUUGAAGUCUGGUUCUGGUUCCAGAGAAGAGCUGAAAUCUAGUUCUGAUACUGAACCUAAUUUAAGAUCAAAAUUUCCUACUAAAGUUACCACUUCCUCAGAAAGAGCCACAGAAUCCCAUGUUAGAUCAUCAAUGAUUCAUCUUCAUUCGGAAGUCACAUCCAGAAUUUCUGAAAAAGAUUUCGACUCUAGUUCUUCCUCUGGGAAUGAUCUAGAAUCAAGCUCUGGCACUGAAGAGGACCAGGAAUCUAGCUCUGAUUCAAGGGAUGACCUGGAAUCUAGCACUGAUUCAGAGGAUGACCUGGAAUCAAGUACUGAGUCUGAGGAUGACUUGAAGUCUGGUUCUGGUUCCAGAGAAGAGCUGAAAUCUAGUUCUGAUACUGAACCUAAUUUAAGAUCAAAAUUUCCUACUAAAGUUACCACUUCCUCAGAAAGAGCCACAGAAUCCCAUGUUAGAUCAUCAAUGAUUCAUCUUCAUUCUAGUUAUAUUUCACGGCUUAAGUCUGGUUCUAGUUCCAGUUAUGGAAAUCUUCAUGAAAGCAAAAUACCUUCAAUAUCAACUUCUCAUUCUAUAAAAUCUUCUGCAACAUAUAAAUUCCUUUCUGUUACAAUUCCACACCCUACAUCUGUUAUAAACAGUGACAUCACAUCAACAAUACCACCUAAAAUACCCAAACCUACCCCAGUUUCAAAUAGUUACCACAUUGCUAAUUCUACAUUACAUCAAUCAAUUAGUAGUGUUACUCAUUAUUCUUCAGUCAUUCGUAAUUAUAUUAAUACAACGUCUAAUCUCUUUACCAAUAUUAAAUCUCAAGAAUCUGAUGAUAAAACGGAAUCUAGCUCUAGCAUUGGAGAUGAUUCAGAGUCUAGUUCUUCAUCUGGAGAUGACUUGGAAUCCAGUUCUGACACUGAAGAUGACCUGGAAUCUAGCACUGACUCUGAGGAUGACUUGAAAUUUAGUUCUGGCAAUGAUCUGGAGUUUAGUUCUGGCAAUGAUCUGAAGUCUCAUUCUAGAACUGAACAUAACCUGGUGUCUAGUUCUGGCAGUAGAAAUAAUUUCAAAUCGAAUCUUCCUUCUAAAGUUACAACUUCCUUUGAAAGUAACUCAGAAUCUCCCAUAACAUCAUCAAUGACUUAUGUUCGUUUUAAUUAUAUUUCACAGUUUAAAGCUGAUUCCAGUUUAAGUUAUGGAAAUCUCCUUGAAGCUAAAAUGAUUUCAAGUUCUACUUCUCACUCUACAAAAUCUCCUACAAUAUACAAAUUCCUUUCUGUUACGACUCCACAUCCUACAACUGUUAUAAACAAUGAUAUCAUAUCAACAACCACUGCAGGUCGUUUGGAGUCUAGUUCUUCAUCUGGUGAUGACUUGGAAUCCAGUUCUGACACUGAAGAUGACCUGGAAUCAAGUACUGAGUCUGAGGAUGACUUGAAGUCUGGUUCUGGAUCCAGAGAAGAGCUGAAAUCUAGUUCUGAUACUGAACCUAAUUUAAGAUCAAAAUUUCCUACUAAAUUCCAGUUAUGGAAAUCUUCAUGA
Messenger RNA from Octopus bimaculoides (California two-spot octopus), 3447 nucleotides. RefSeq names its product serine-rich adhesin for platelets-like. NCBI's taxonomy places the organism in Eukaryota, Metazoa, Mollusca, Cephalopoda, Octopoda, Octopodidae. The record is from RefSeq and is a predicted model, not a curated record.